This is a messenger RNA of Drosophila erecta, 2065 nucleotides long. RefSeq names its product fibroblast growth factor receptor 3 (gene dpr14). Gene Ontology annotation, cellular component: neuron projection membrane. Bases 1049 to 2065 code for a protein of 338 amino acids. Lineage: Eukaryota; Metazoa; Arthropoda; Insecta; Diptera; Drosophilidae. Gene Ontology annotation, biological process: synapse organization. The record is from RefSeq and is a predicted model, not a curated record. The transcript is spliced from 7 exons.
CCAAAGUCCAUAGAUAAGGGCGGCUGCAAACAGUGCCCGCAAAAAUAAAUCACACCAAGAACCGUUAUGUUGCACUACCCGGUUUUAAAAAGGGUGAUUAAAAUGAAAUGUAGCAAUGGUUUUUCGCUUAGGGGCCCACAGAUUCUCGGUUUUUGUUUAUUUCUGCAUAUCCUUGUGGUUAACUUAUGUAUUAUUAGUUUAUUUCAAUGAUAAAAACGAAUGCAUAUAUCAUACGACGUCAGUGUAAGUUCUAUGCUCUCACCAAUACAUGCAAAAUGGGGCAACCACCGAAUUAGUUUCACUGAUUUACUGCACAUGCGCAGGAAGCAAAAAGUGCGAUAAACAAUUUAAACAAUUUAGUUUAAAUGCGACUGCUACAAUUAACGUUGUUAGAGCUCAACGGAAUUCGAGGACCCUGUUUAGUGGGUAGAAAUCCCUGGAUUCCAAAGAUGCCGAGAGAGAUGCUGGCUCUUCGGAGCGAAAUCAGUGCCGAAGCAAGUGUGGGUGAGGGAACAACAACGCCAAAGGACCGGCAAAAAAACAAUUUUUACAUAGUUAAAUAUUUAUCAGAGCCAUCCUACGAUUUGAAAAGAGCUAUUUGUCCGGGAGAAGUAAGCAAGCAAAAUAAUUAAUUACUAAGAAAGUCUUAUUUUGAAAACAAUCGCGAACACUGCAAUAUUUUGAGCUUAAGAGCCGCCAUCCGAGCGCUGAAAAGUGUGAAAAGAAAUCAACAAAAAUAACUAAAAAAAAGAAAAGAAGUAAAUAUACAUAUAUAAUCGAAAAGGACCCUCUGGAAAGCAGAUACUUGGAGUGCAAUAUGUCCAGCCAUAUAUUGCCGCAGGGCAAUCGAUAAGCGAAGCAUAGUCCGUGGAAUCCUCGCUGGCGAUGCAGUGGGACGCCGAUGCAGUUGGACUUGGAUCGAUAUAGAGCAGAUUACAGGCGCGUUCAUAUGUUCAUAUCCUGCGGUGAGUGGCGCCAGUCGAUGCAUCAUCCCGCAUCCUCUAACCGUAUCCCGUAAGUCGGCAUAUGAAGACACUCCGUUGCAGUGAUGAGAUCGAGGCUGUUUUGGAUACUGGCGAUUAUAUACUCCUCACUCCAUCACAUCGGCUCGGGCUCCACGUCGACCACAUUAAAACGACCGCGAGCUGGCGAUCCAUUCGACACGUUUCCAAAGAACUUCUGGCAGGAGUUCUCGUCGCCGUUCACCGACACGCCCGAGGAUGAGGAGCUGGAGGUCACCGAGACGACCACGCACGAGCCGUUCCCGUUCUUCGCCGAUCCGUACACCACCCUGAACAUCAGCACCCAGCUCUCGUCCAGCGUUUAUCUGCACUGCCGGGUGAACGAUCUGCAGGGCAAGACGGUGUCCUGGAUGCGGCGACGUGGCGAGGACCUCACCCUGAUCACCUUUGGCCAGCACACGUACAGCGGAGACUCGCGGUACUCGCUGGAGUUCGAGGAGCCCAACGAUUGGAAGCUGCUAAUACAGUUCGCCAACGAGCGAGACGAGGGUCCCUACGAGUGCCAGGUGUCCUCGCAUCCGCCGCUCGUCCUGCUCGUUUACCUUACGAUAAUUGUUCCUCACGUGGAGAUCCUCGACGAGCGGGGCUCGGCCACGCCGGAGAAGUACUACAAGGCUGGCAGCACCAUCGAGCUGCAGUGCGUCAUUUCCAAGAUUCCGCAUCCCUCCUCCUACAUCACCUGGCGGCACGGACAGCGCCUGCUCAACUACGAUACUAGCCGCGGAGGAAUCAGUGUCAAGACGGACAUGCUACCAGGACGAGCUCUGAGUCGCCUGUACAUCGCCAAUGCCAAUCGCCAGGACACCGGCAACUACACCUGCAUGCUGGGCAAUGAGAUUACCGAGACGGUGGUGGUCCAUGUGCUGAACGGUGAGGAGCCAGCCGCCAUGCAACAUGCAAAUGGAAGCCGCCAAAAGGCCGACGCCUCCACAAUGGUUGUGUUAUUUCUAGUGUACGUGUGCAUCUCCGUAUCCGUUUCCGUAGCCGGAAUAGAACGGGGAUUGGGAUGGGGAUGGGGAUCGGGAUGGGAAUUAAGACGAUGA